This is a messenger RNA of Caenorhabditis auriculariae, 5673 nucleotides long. Lineage: Eukaryota; Metazoa; Nematoda; Chromadorea; Rhabditida; Rhabditidae. The record is from the annotation of a GenBank genome assembly.
AUGCCUGCUGAAGAUGUUCUCGUUAAUGUCGAAAAUGGGAUAAUGUGGAUUACACUGAACCGUCCUAAAAAGUUCAAUUCUAUCACGGCAGAGGUAAAAUAACUUUUCAUCAAAUAUUAGCUUCUUUAUUGAUAUUGAAGUUUUUUUUUUAAUUUUUUGGGCACCUUGAAAAAAAAUAAACUUUUAUUUAGAAUCGUUGAAGCUGAAAAGCCAUUUUAGUUUCUCUUUUCGGGUUUUAAAAGAUUCCAGUGUUUUGCUAAAUUUUUGAAGAAAGAAAGAGAAGCCUAAAUAACAACUAGAACACAUUUUCGGCCAAAAAUCUGUUUUUAAAAAAUCAGUCUUGAUUUUUGAUCAACGAAAAUUGCUCAUAAACCAAAAUAGAUGUUCCGGCUAAUGAACGACGCUUUGGAUGAAGCUGUUGUUGAAGACACAAUUAAACUGAUCGUUUUGACAGGAUGUAAGUGAAAAAUAAUUUAAUUUCCAAGUUCUCUCUUUUUCAGCGAAAUGCAAGUACUACUCUUCUGGGAGCGAUUUUUCUCCUGCUGAGCUGUCCAGUGCUGUGUGAGCUUCACAAAGGGGGAUUUUAAAUUAAAAUUGUUUUACAGGAAAGGCAAGGAUGAAUACAGUGAAUAUAAGUUGUUCACCGAUCGGUUGAUCAAGUUGGAAAAACCGAUAAUCGCGUUGGUGAAUGGCCAUGGUAUGGGAGUCGCCGUGACCACUUUGGCUUUGAUGGAUGCCGUUUUUGCAGUGGACACGGUAAUUUUGUUAAUUUUUUUCGUGGAAUAGAUUUGAAAAAUCUUCAGCAGGUUUAUUGAUUUCCCCUCUGAAAGUCGAAUAGAAAGCUGGGCCUAAUAAAGUCCAAUAACUGCGGCUAACGCCAUAGCUUCACAUGGUUCAGAAUGUCCCAUUGCGCCCGACGAAUGCCGGAUCCCGCUCUCACAAUUACUUUCUGUGCAUCUUGCUCUUUCUGUAUGCUAUGAAAAUUAGAAUAGUUGAAAAAAAAUUUUGAACACUAGACAUCUUCAGAAGGUUUUUUGUACCUGUGUGCUUGAAAACAGUAGGAAUUGGCUAUACUACAAAAAUGAGGUUGCGCCCGACAAAUGUCGGUUCUCGCUUUCACAAUAACUUUUUCUGCAUCUUGCUGUUCCUACUCGCCAAAUUAGUUUAAAAACUUGAAAAGGAAAUCUUUGAGAACGGUCUUCUCACCUAGGCGGUUCAAUGGAGUGGGAAUAGGCUACACUAUAAAAUUGGAGUUGAACUGAUAACGAAAAUUUUUUUGGUACACUCUAGUUGCUAAAAAGUCCUCACUUGUUUUGUGCUCUUUAAUUGAUUAGUAUUUAUGCGAAAAAAAUAAACUUUUACACUACUAACUUUAUAAUAAAUGUUUUUUCAGGCCACAUUCAAAUGCCCGUUCACAGAGCUAGGACUCAUCCCAGAAGCUUGUUCCAGCAGGACGUUUGUCGAAGCCAUGGGACAUCAAAGAGUUUCCUCAUUUUUUUUAUUAUAUGGAACUUAUUAAGAUUUCCAGGCUGCUCAACUUAUUCUAUUUGCUGAAACUUUGACGGCAAAACAGGCUGUUGAACUCGGAUUGGUUACCAAGGUAAAGUUCCAUUUUUUUUUGUUGAUUUUAAGUUUUAUUCUCAGAUCUUCUCAACGGACAGAUUUGAAGGAGAAACGCGAAAAUAUCUUGACAGAUAUCUCACAUUGGCACCUCAGGUAGUCUAAUCUUUUGUACAUAGAAGAAUAUAUCGGUUUUCAGAGCAUCCGGGUUUCGAAAAGGCUUAUGAGGCCUACGGAAGUUGUGGACCGACUUUUUGACUGUAAACUUGAGAGAGCACGAGGUUGAAACUCAUAAAGAUUUGAAAAAAAUUAUAAUAAAUGUCCAGGUUCUCAUGGGACAGUUCGGUGAGGAAGAGACGGUUGAACGGCUCAGUGCGAAAUUCAUGAAAUCUAACAUUUGAAACAAUUUUUUUGGGGCACGUUUUUAAAUUGUAAUAAAUAUUGUACAUUUGAUAUUCCGUGAAAAAAACAUUUCUUAUCAAGAGUAAUGGAGGAUUUUUUUGAAAAAUAUUUUUUUCAUUUUUUUAGAAGGCGUCAAACCAUGGAGGCUCACUUUUUCUUGUUAAUACCUGCUAGUUUAAUCUCUUCCUUAAAAAGAAAGUAGUAUGUUUGAUUCUAUUUUUCGCUCCAAAGUCCAGAGGUUCUCACCGUACUCCAAGAAAAAAUGAUUCACUUAUUUGCAACUCGGGAGUCAACUAAUUGAAUCUCACUCAGAACUUAAUUUAUAAGACCGAAAACCUGCGUUUUUUUUUUCUGUUUCCAAGGCUCAAUCAAUUAAUUAACGUGGAUAGAGGCGACAGCUCGCGCUAAGAUUUUUUCCCCGCCUCUUUUCAUUCCACGACGUCUGCUCCUUUUUCAACAUGGCGGGAAACUCUUCAGUACUUCUUGUCCUGACAUUCGCCUUCGUGGGACAUUUUCUUACCUUGCUAUGUCUCAUUCCGUUGUGCUGGAUGCAGGAGUGAGUUGUUUUCUGCUUUUCACGAAGAAAAUAAUCGAAAACUGGUAAACUUAUAUAGAAACACUGUUUUAUAAGUUCAGGUCAAGAAAGGUGGAAAAAUCGCUAUUUUUACUGACACGGUUUUUUGAAUCCAUGUUUUUGAGAGAACUCAAAAUAUACCUGGAAAGUUCUGAAAAGUCCACGCAAGUACUCGUACUGAAAAAACACCUUGCAGCUUCCAGCGGCCGCUAUCUUUCAGUUUUCCGAAAUUAGGGCGUUCAAGAUUCAAACAGUUGAUUUUGGCUACUUUUUUUGAAGAAGUUCUACUAUGAAAACCUAUACAAUACCGUGCAGCAAGAUAUACAAUUUCGCUUAUAACUUUUCCAGGAAUCGUCCAAUUAUCGUCAAACUUUGUACAGCUAUUUUAUAUGGGUCCAGUUUGUUAUCCCAAAAAAAUUAGCGCAAUAGCUUCUUUUUCUAGUGAGGUACAGCCUGAAACCUGAAAUCAACAAGAUCUCCGUAACCGAGUCCAAGUUCAAAAUUUUUUUUUGGUCGAUUCACCCUAGGAAACAGAGCUUUUCUCAUUCCGGGUGAUAAAUUUAUAGAUGCUAAACUCGAAGCUUCAAUAAACUAUCAAAAUGGGUUCAAUAACUGCUUCCUAGCGUGAAUCGACCAAGAAAUAUUUUUAAAUUCGUUCUCGGAUUCGGAGAUUUUGUUGAUUUCAGGUUUCAAGCUGUAACUCACUAGAAAAUGAGCUAUUGCACUAAUUUUUCUGAGAUAACAAACUGGACCCAUAUGAAACAGCGCUAGAAAGUUUGACGAUAACUUGACAAUUCCUGGAAAAGUUAUGACGAAAAAAGUGAAAUUGUAUAUCUCACUGCACGGUAGUGUAUGAGAUUCACAGGAUUCUCAGCUGGUUAACGAUAGAAAACUUUUGACCAUUUUUAGAAAAUCCUACAACCUCUUGGUGGGGCUUUAUUGGGAUGAACACGAAGAUGAGAAGAGAAAAAUAUCCGAAAAAAUCCUGAUUACGCCACGUCUAGAGUCACUGUAAAAUUGUCUCAAAAAACCGUACUUCCCUGUUUCUGAGCUUUGGUUCCCGAGUGCUCCUAAAAAAACUAUUUCUUUUCUAAGCUUGAGUCUUAUAAUCGAGUUUGAUCGUAAUAAUUCCCUAAAAGCCUCAAAGACUGUUAAAUUCCAUGACAACCAAAAAAUGAGCGUUCCUUGUUUGCAGAUCAAGUGUUUUCAAGCGCAACGUGACAUACAAACCUAAUUACACAUACCGGCUUAUCGUCAUCUUUUUCCUCGUUGGACUGAUUAUCACGGCUUUCAGUAUGGGAUCUCGGAACGGAAAUAUCAUUUUGAGUAAAUUCUCAGGUUUUCUACAUGCGUCGUACAUUGCCUGGAACUGGAAUUGGCGAAUAGUUCGGUUCAAUCCGUUGAUUCUCAAUUUUUUGAGCAUCUACUUGGUGCUUCACAUGAAGUUUUCGUUGGUGAACGGACUGGCUCUGGUUAUCGACAGAAUCCGAGUAAGGCCCAUGGAUAAUAAGAAUCCCAGACAGCGUGAUGACGCGUCGGAAAGAGCAUCGAUGUGAAGAUAAUUUUUUGUCGUCAAAAAUGAAAACACGCUGGACUAGAUUUUUAAUUCAGGUUUUUUCAGCAAACAUGUUUUCAUGAUUUCUUGUUUCUCAUGACAGAUAGGAUUCAUCAUCAUUUGGAACACCUUGAGCGCCAAAAAGCUCUUGCAAGAAAAAAAUAGCGGUUGUUGUGGGAGACUUCUGAAGAAAACUGCAUCACUAGAAAAAUAUUUUUUUAGGCUGAUUAUUGGUUUCAAUAAAAGAAUCGAUUAUAUGAAAAAAUCAAGAAAAAUCAAAAACUUCACCGCCUUGUUUUCUAACUCAAAGCAAAGCUUUUAAACGUUUGAACUUGAAAAAAUGGAAAAAAGCAGUCAUUUAUCAAAACAAUUAGCGAAGGAUACUGGAUAAUUGCUCCUCAUACGAAAUUACUCAGAACACGUCAAUCGGAAUCAUCGAUCAGUUUCAGGCUACUUUAUGGAUGGAACAGUACCGUCACAAAACUCAUCACAGAUUUCUGAUUGUCUCAAAUGUCAUAGCCGGUAUUUGGGCGGUUUUCGACGUUGUCAUGAUGUUCGCAACCACGGUCCGCUAUGUCGGCUAUGACUGCAUCACUGGACCUUGUGCUUCCAGCGAAUGGUUCCGAAAAUACUGGACAAUUAGUAACUUUGUGAGAUUUUUCCUUUUUGAGAAAACCGAGAAAAUGUUUCUAUUAAGGGUUUGAGCGCUACGAGCUGCCUGAUUGCCCUGGGCUUCUCUGUAAAGUUUUUCAAGCUUCAUUGGAAAACGAGCAGAUUGGAUCCGAUGAAAUAUACUGCUGCCGAAGGGACCUUUUACGACGUUGAUCCCACAGAAAAAAUUUGAGAUUCUACCAUCCGUUUUCAGAAUAACUGCAUGGCUUUUUACAAGUUCGCCGAAGUUUUUUUCUGCACGAUGGUCCCAACUUUCUGUACCUUUGUCGUCGUUUUUUUCAAAAAUACCUACUUCGAUGUAUUUAUUUUCAACCUCAUCGGAUUGACUUUUACUGGUGGGUUUUUUUUUCGAAUUUCUGAAGCAGGAUUUGUGAAUGAAUAACAUCUCAUUGCAGCACCCAUAAACAUGGUAUCUUUGGUCUACGAGCUAUCAGAGUUGAGAGUUCGAUGGGAUACGAUUCUCGGAAACGCAAUUGAGGCCAACCCUACCGUCAACCCAAUUCUUCAGAAGUUGGCGAGCUUUCUGCAAGUGAGAAUAGACCCACCGCGACGCCGGAAACGAGAAAGGACUGAAAACAAGGAAGAAGGCACCACUGCUGACCCACCUCAACCCGCUCAAACUGCUCAGCCUGCUCAAACUGCUCAGGCUGCUCAAAAUGCUGAACCUGCUCAAACUGCUCCACCUGCUCAAGCUGCUCCACCUGCUCAAGCUGCUGAACCUGCUCAAGCUGCUGAACUUGCUCAAACUGCUGAACCUGCUCAGCCUGCUCAAGCUGCUCAAGUUGAUCCAGCGGCUACCAAGUCGACAGCAAAGCCAAAAAUCAAAUUUCGACCUCAUAAACCUCCUGGAGCAAACCCCUCUUUCACACAUGCGUCUAGUGGUCCUUUGUAUCAAAUCACCCUUUUUUAG